Molecule: messenger RNA, 4522 nt
Organism: Neoarius graeffei (lesser salmon catfish)
Lineage: Eukaryota; Metazoa; Chordata; Actinopteri; Siluriformes; Ariidae
Gene: pnpla7b
Product: patatin-like phospholipase domain containing 7b
Exons: 36
Coding region: 96-4127 (1343 amino acids)
Biological process (GO): lipid metabolic process
Cellular component (GO): endoplasmic reticulum
Molecular function (GO): phosphatidylcholine lysophospholipase A1 activity
Source: RefSeq, a predicted model, not a curated record
UCAAACAGGCAAGUUUACAGUAUUGGGUAAGGGAAGGAAAAAAAAAAAAAAGAAAGAAGGAAGGGUAAAGAAUAGAAGGUGGAACAAGAUUCAGAAUGGAGACCGGGACAGACGGGAAAGAAGAAGAGGACAGUUGCGUUAUUUAUUCAGCACGUCUGCCCUCCAGAGAUGACAUUAGGGCUCGGCUGCUCUACUUUUUGGAGGACCAGAUGCACACCAGUAUGUGGACGGGUGUGCUGAUUGGUGUCGCAGCUGCUGUCUCACUCAUUAGUGUCAUCGUAUUCUUGCUGUACAGAAGAUACAAAGCAAAACAACAAACUGGAGCUCCAAAGUAUCGCUUCAGGAAAAGGGAUAAAGUGAUGUUUUAUGGACGAAAAAUCAUGAGAAAGGUGCAGACGUUAUCCUCCUCAACCAAUUCAGGUCCAAUUUCUCAAAAACGAACCAGAAAGAGAACCAAAGUUCUUUCAAUUGCACGCAAGAUUUUGCGUAUUCGGCGGGAGCCUCCCACACUUCAGCCCAAGGAGCCGCCUCCGUCAGUUCUGGAGGCAGAUUUGACCGAGAAUGACGUUCAAAAUUCUCACCUGCCUUCUGAGGUGCUGUACAUGCUGAAGAACGUCAGGGUUCUGGGUCACUUUGAGAAGCCCCUGUUCCUGGAACUGUGCCGUCACAUGGUGUUCGUGGAGCUGCAGCAGGGAGAGGGACUUUUCCGGCCUGGAGACACAGACGAUAGCAUCUUUGUGGUGCAGAACGGCCGACUGGACCUCUGUGUUCAUCAGGUUGAUGGCACAGAGCUGGUGGUAAAGCAUGUGUUGCCUGGAGACAGUGUUCACAGUCUGCUUAGUAUCCUGGAUGUCAUCACUGGACAUCCAGCCCCCUAUAAGACAGUAUCCGCCCGCGCUGCAGCUCCGUCCACUGUGCUCCGUCUCCCUGCUGCAGCAUUUCAGUCAGUGUUUGAGAAAUAUCCUGAAACGCUGGUCCGAGUCGUUCAGAUCAUGAUGGUGCGUCUGCAGAGAGUGACCUUCCUUGCUUUGUACAACUACCUGGGGCUGACCACCGAGCUGUUUAACCCGGAAAGUCAGGCUGUUCCUCUGGAGAAUGUAGCCAGAGUGCUAGGUGACGGAAGUCCAGGCCGAAGCCAUCACAGACACGCACACACUGGAGAGGAAGCUAUAACUGAGAAACUUGCUCACGGAAGCACAGAGAAGCAAACCGAUGCAGGUGACGCAAAGCCCAGACCGAUGCAGAGUCCCAGAGCGGCCUUCAGGAAAUCUCGUUCCAUGUCCACUCCGUUAGAAAGCUCACUUUCAGCAGGAGGUGGUGAUCUAAACACUGCCUUCGAGGGACUGACUAAAACUGCACUUCCUCCAAACCCUGUAGUGUAUAAGUCGAUUCUGAAGAAGACCGUGACCAUGCAGCCUGCUCCUUCUGCCGUGUAUCACUACUCUGACACCGGGGGGCACUCUGGCCACGUCCACUACAACAAAGUCAACGCCAUCUUUCAGGCUGCCAAGAAAGACCUGCUCAAGAUCAUUCAGCUCCAGGACCCAAGUCUUCUGGAAGGCAGAGUUACUCUGAGACACGUGAAGGCUGGAAGUGUGGUUGCAAAACAAGGAGACCAGGAUGUGAGCAUGCAGUUUGUGAUCUCUGGCAUGCUGCACGUAUAUCAGCGGAUGAUCGACAGAGACGAGGACUCUUGUCUGUUCGUGACUCACCCGGGUGAGCUGGUGGGUCACCUGUCCGUGCUCACUGGAGAGCCGCUCAUCUUCAGCGUACGUGCGCACCGUGACUGCAGCUUCCUGUCUAUCUCCAAAACACACUUUUAUGAGAUCAUGCGUGAGGAGCCACAGGUGGUGUUGAACGUGGCUCACACAGUGGUGCGCAGACUCUCGCCCUUUGUCAGACAGUUUGAUUUUGCACUCGACUGGAUGGCAGUGGAGGCUGGAAGGGCCGUUUAUAGGCAGGAUGAAAAGUCAGACAGCACCUUCAUCGUACUGAGCGGUCGUCUGCGCUCCGUCAUCAUGAGGGAGGACAAGAAAAAAGAGCUGGCUGGAGAGUACGGGAGAGGCGACCUCAUUGGUGUGGUGGAAGCUCUGACCCAUAUGAACCGAGCCACCACAGUUCACGCAGUGAGAGACUCCGAGCUGGCCAAGCUGCCUGAAGGAGCGCUGAUCUCCAUCAAAAGAAAAUACCCUCAGGUUGUGACGAGGCUGAUUCACCUCCUCGGUCAGAAGAUCCUGGGAAACAUGCAGCAAGUCAGUGGACCGUUAUCAGCUCAUGGUUUGGGUCUGCACUCUUCUGGCAGUAAGUGGGAUGCAGGUAAUCCUGUCUCCAACCUGUCAACCGUUUCCAUCCUGCCUGUUUCUGAUGACGUGCCCAUGACAUCCUUUGCUCUGGAGCUGCAGCACGCUCUCAGUGCUAUCGGGCCCACUUUACUCCUGACCAGUGACAUCAUCAAACAGCGCCUGGGUGCCGCAGCACUUGACAGUGUUCAUGAGUAUCGGUUGUCCAGUUGGCUGGGCCAGCAGGAGGACAUCCACAGGAUCGUUGUGUAUCAGUCAGAUGGAACACUGACUCCGUGGACGCAACGCUGUAUCCGCCAGGCCGACUGUAUUCUCAUUGUGGGCCUGGGAGAGCAAGAACCCACUGUAGGAGAGCUGGAGCAGAUGUUGGAGGGCAGCGCGGUUCGGGCUCAGAAGCAGCUGGUGCUCCUGCAUCGGGAGGACGGACCUCCACCUCGAGGAACAGCUGAGUGGCUGAACAUGCGCAGCUGGAUCUCCAGACAUCUGCACCUGUCCUGCCCUCGUAGGGUUUUCAGUCGCAGGAGCCUGCCCAAACUGAGAGAGAUGUAUCAGCGUGUGUUUGAGAAGCCUCCAGAUCGCCACUCUGAUUUCUCUCGCCUGGCCCGAUUGCUGACAGGCAAUGCCAUAGCCCUGGUGCUAGGGGGAGGAGGUGCUAGAGGCUGCUCUCAGGUGGGCAUCAUCCAGGCUCUGUGUGAAGCAGGGAUUCCGGUUGAUCUGGUGGGCGGCACUUCUAUCGGCUCCCUGAUGGGGGCGCUGUUUGCCGAGGAGAGAAGCUACAGCCGAAUGAGAGUCAGAGCACGUGAAUGGGCCAUGGAAUUUGGGUCAAUGUUUAAGAAAAUCCUAGACCUGACGUAUCCAGUGACCUCCAUGUUUACCGGGGCGUCCUUUAACUCCAGCAUCAGUGCAAUGUUUAAGGACAAACAAAUUGAGGACCUCUGGAUUCCAUACUUUAACAUCACGACAGAUAUCAGCGCCUCUGCCAUGAGAGUGCACACCGACGGCUCUCUAUGGAGGUACGUGCGUGCCAGCAUGUCUCUCUCGGGCUAUUUGCCUCCACUCUGUGACCCGAAAGAUGGACAUUUACUCAUGGACGGUGGCUAUAUCAACAAUCUGCCUGCUGAUGUAGCUCACUCGAUGGGUGCCAAAGUAGUGAUUGCGAUUGACGUGGGCAGCCAGGAUGAGACCAACCUCACCAACUAUGGAGACUCUCUAUCCGGGUGGUGGCUGCUAUGGAAACGCUUGAACCCUCUCGCGGAGAGAGUGAAGGUGCUGAACAUGGCGGAGAUCCAGACGCGACUGGCCUACGUGUGCUGCGUGCGUCAGAUGGAAUUGGUAAAAGACAGCAACUACUGCGAGUACAUCCGGCCUGCUAUCGACCGCUAUGGCACUCUGGAGUUCGGCAAAUUCGACGAGAUCGCUGAUGUGGGCUAUCAGCACGGGAAGACGGUGUUUGACGUGUGGUGCCGCAGUGGUGUGGUGGAGAAAAUGCUGAAGGAUCGACACCAGGAGGAGUUCCACAAGACAAAGAGCACCAAUGUGGUGACCUGUCCUAAUGCCUCGUUCACUGACCUGGCUGAGAUCGUGUCCCGGAUAGAUCCAGUGAAGCAGGUCAUAGCGAACGAGGAUUCGGAGUAUCACACAGACUAUGAUGAGGACAUGGUGCUGUCCGACUUUGACCUGUCCAACCCCAGCAGUGAGCCUGAGCAGACGGAGGACGAGAACACAGACGAGACAGCUGACACUGCCGAUACAGAUGAAGAAAUCAAGAUGGUGAGGAGACAAAGACGGCACCGGAACACCAAUCAUACAAGCCAUGACACGGAAUGAGGAAGGAGUGAGGAUACUCGGUGUGUAACGAUCAGACGGUUUGGAUCAAUGACUAUCAGACGAUUUAAGAGGCAAUGAUUGGAAUCAUAAAUUGACCAUUUUAUACAGUUAUAAGCCAUGUAUGAUGAGAGUGACUGGAAUAACUGUUUUAUUCUAUCCACAUUCACUGGAUUUUGAGAAACAAAGCAUUUUUAUUUUUUGUAAACUCAUCUCAUCUCAUUAUCUCUAGCUACUUUAUCCUUCUACAGGGUCGCAGGCAAGCUGGAGCCUAUCCCAGCUGACUACGGGCGAAAGGCGGGGAACACCCUGGACAAGUCGCCAGGUCAUCACAGGGCUGACACAUAGACACAGACAACCAUUCACACUCACAUUCACACCUACGGUCAAUUUAGAGU